Molecule: messenger RNA, 1252 nt
Organism: Dicrocoelium dendriticum
Lineage: Eukaryota; Metazoa; Platyhelminthes; Trematoda; Plagiorchiida; Dicrocoeliidae
Source: the annotation of a GenBank genome assembly
GUGGAUCAAUACGUUGUACAACGUGGCGGUUAAAAUAUAGUUUUGCCUUCCAUGUGCUUGACGUGUUUUGCUAUGUGAUACUUCGGCUAAGAGCCAGCAACUGUGCGUUAGUUCCGCCAUUGCCAAACUGUGAUAUUUUGGCGACGUAGAUUAACCCUGGAAUAAAUUACUAUGAGCCAUCUUACCUCGCCUGAUCCCUUUUGGAAGGACACGUCGUCCAAGCCAUCCUUAGCAGUUUGGAAUCGUUGGAAACGAAUCUUCUGUGACUACCUUGAGCUUUUCACAAUUACACACCCCCACAUCCAACUUAGUAGAACCCAAUCUAUCAAACUACUGAGACAACACCUCGAUGCAGAAGGUCAACGGCAUUUUGAUGCGUUGCGUUUGUACGAAAGCACAUCCCUGACGGACUGCUUUAACGCCCUGGAUGGCCUUUGGGGGCCGCGGCAACAUGUUUUUACUGCGCGCCUAAGUUUUUCUCAUUUACGACAGGGAGAAGAGGAGAGGGUUAAUGAAUUCAUCAGUCGUAUACAAAAGUCCCUUCCUGACUGCCGUUGCAAUGAAAUUCCCACAACGAAAUUCGAAGGGACGAUGGCGGUGCAAUGCCUUUUGGUUGGCAUUCGAGACGAUAAAGCUAGAGAGCGUCUGCUGUCAGAAGAGGAGAAUAAACUCACUUGGGAAACAGCCUGCUCACUGAUCAGACAAGGGAGAGCGUUGUGCAACAAAUAAUUCAGUAUCGAAGUGAUUCUCCUUCAGAUGUCGUUCAUGCUAUUAAAUCUCAACUAACACACAACAACAAAUGUUUCUUUACGUGCAACAGAUGCGGCGAGAAGCAUGGAAAUCUCACUGAUUGCAGACACUAAAAGUCUACUUGUCAUAAGUGCACGCGUAUGUCGUUCGACUGUGCUUCAACGACCGACACCCCGCCAUGCCCAUGGUAUUCUUCGAACUGUGGCAAACACUGACGAUCCCACAUUCUAUCUAAGUUCGCGCACAACCACAUCGCACGCAAUGGGAAUACCCCCGUACACUGUUUAUUUAAACAUGGAAGGCCAGCCAAUAUGUCUGGAGAUCGAUAACGGGGCCUCGGUUACAUUGCUGAACAACGAUCAUACACUGGGGAAAUACUCGAUGUUUUGGGUGGGUGUGACGUGAAAAUACAUCAUGGGGACAAUAUGACUCUUCCUCUAAUCGCUGUUAACACAGACGGACCUAAUCUACUUGAGAGGAACUGGUUAAAGGACAUGCUGGA